GCGAUGCACGCACAGACUAAGAUACGCGAGCAUGUGCCGCCCAAUCUCCUCUCUACCUCAUCGCACGGCGUCUACAGUUGUCAGCAUUAUUGUGGUUCAGUGUACAGUGGAAUCUCGUUAUAAGCAUAAGUAUUCCCAGCAGGGAGAAAAACGGAACGCGAAAUGAAUCAACUAAAUUAUACACUGGAUCAUUCCCUGCACACAUGACCCUCAGAACCAGGUUGACGUGACCGUCUUCCUAAAGUGGGAUUUGGUGGCCACAGGUCGAUGCUACGCAUCUUUCCGCGCACACAUGGGCUGACAGCGGUGGCCUUGUGUUCAUCGCGCCACCCUUUUACAUCUUUUAUGAUUUACACUCGCGAUUUACGCUUUAUGUACUGUGACGUUAUUUCACAUCACGAGUCUGGAAAAAUUGACUGUCGUGUUUAUCAUGCUGUAUCAUGACGUACUGCCGUCCCUUAAUAUCGCGUUACGCAAAUUACCUACCAAGAACUCCAGGGUCACAAUUUUUGUAAAUAUCGAUCAUUAGAUUAAGGAUGUUCUGGUUAUACAGUCCCAGACAAAAGGUACUGAAAUCUGAAAUAGAUGAAAUUCUCGAUUUCACGGAGGUAAAAUAUGAACCAUAGGCACUGGUAUGUUGUGAAAGGCUACAAUAAUGAUAAUAAACAUGUUUUUUGACUCUAUAAAUUAAUAUAUUAGUGGAUUUUGCUCAUUUUGUGAUGGUCGACAAAAACCUUUUGGACAUGAAUUUGACCUAAAUCAAACUGUAAAAAAAAAAAUUCGUUGUUCACAUGAGACAUAUUUCAUGUAUACCAGGCAUCAAAUGAUGAUUGAGAUUGCAUAAGAUAUAUAAUUAAUCAUCAUUGAUGUCAUAUUUUUACUUGUAGGACUUUUUACAAGUCAAAAUAAUAUGUUAAAAAUCAUGUAUCAAUCGCGACAACAGUGUAUUGCCUGGUAUUGCACUGAUUCAUUAUUUUACAUUGGUACCAAUGCGACGCGGCGAGAAAGCGUGUUCGAGCUGCUCUCUCGCACAUCCUUGUCCGCAUCGCACUCUCUCUCUCUCACUCUAUUCCAAGCGAUUUAGUAUCCGUAGGUGAAUGAUAAGACGAUCGAACGCCAUGCUCGAACGUAACGUUCAUGUAUAUUGAGAGGUUAGAUAGACGCGAUCACUGCUAACGAACGAAAUGCCAAUAGAAAAAGUAAAACGGUGGAAACGCCGAUUAGUAACGGACGCGGUUUAUAAACAGCGAUUAGCUCAAAGCAAGAAUUGUAAAAAUGUAAAUGAAACGAAAAAAGCCACAAGUCAAAUCGAUGCAAACUCGAAAUUUGAGUCACAAGAGGAUCAAAAUGAUGAUACUCAACCGGAGUUCACCGAGGGACGUCGCGUUGUCGAAUUAUCCGUUCUCGCUGAACAAUUGUGGUGUGUGUCGUGUAAAGAAGUGCUUUCUUUGCAAUAUAUAGAAAAAGAAACACGCAGAGGGUUAGGCUCGAUACUGCUGGUGAGAUGUCACAAAUGUUUGCUCAUAAAUUCGGUGACUACAGGCAAGCAGCACAACUGGGGAAAACGACGCUUAUCUCGCUUUGACGUCAAUACUAAAGCAGCAAUCGGUGUUCUGCAUGGUGGAUUGGGCCAUACACAUCUCAAUAAACUAUUAUCCUGCCUCAAUAUUCCAACUAUCGACUUCAAGACAUUCAAGAGAUAUGAGCAAGAAGUUGGACGAGGCACAGAAACUAUUGCGAAGGGGAGUUGCCAGAACGCAGCACAUUUGGAGCGGCAGCUCACUGUGGAGAAUGCAGAAAACAUUGAACAGUUAUUGCCAGACAAUCUUCGCUCCGGUUUCAUAAUACCACCAGUGAAGGAAAGUGAAUGUUAUGAAGAUACCGCUGAAGGUGAAGAAACGCCGGUAACAUUCGAUAAUGUUGUACGCAUUAUGGCUUCGUAGGAUAUGGGCUGGAGUACUAGAGGCACUGGAAGGAACUACGAUAGUUUGAAUGGAUUCGGGGCAAUUAUCGGCAGCAUGUCUGGGCUCAUUCUGGAUUAUUCAACUCGCAACAGAAAAUGUAAAAAAUGGGACAAUGGAAACAAUCCAGCUAAUCACGAUUGUCGACUAAAUUUUUGGGGAACUGCAAAAGCAAUGGAGCCCGACGUCGCAAAAAAUAUUGUAACGUCGAGUACAGUCCUCCAGUCACAAAACCUUGAAGAUCGCAAAUCACGAAGGCAUAACUUACGAAAGUAACUGUACCCUUCUCAGUGCACGUGCAGUGGAAAAUGAUCCAGAACCUGAGAAUUCUGGCAUUGAGGAAGAAGAUAGUGAUGAAAUGCCUCCCGUUAUUCUAGUCGAUCUGGAAUCUUCGGGCCUUGGACAAGACUGUGAUAUUUUGCAAAUUGCUGCGACAUGUGGUUCGAAAACGUUUGCAACAUACGUGAACCCAAUUCAACAAAUAUCGAUAUCUGCUACUGGCGCCAAUGGCCUUACAAAUCAUUUUGGAGAUCUUAUGUACUUUAUUCCUUUGAGUCCACUAAUGUCGUCCCACGGAAUCUCCACCAUCUUUUCCAACUUAAUCUUGGGUAAAAUUCUUAAAAAAAUUAAAAUAUCAAAACAAAUUCUGACAAAAAGCGCAAAGGAUUAUUGUGAGCAGUCUCAAAAAUGGGACGAUGACAAUCGCAUAAGAAAUGCUCUUCCGACUUUGGACCAAUUAAAAGGGGUGCUAAGUAAGGAUCUUCUCAAAAAAAUGGCAAAAGCAUCGAUAACCGUUAACAGUCUCAAGCAAACUUAUGGUGCCUCUGGUGAAACUGAUGUAACUGAGCUGCUAGGACAGAAAAUAAACGGAAAACCGGUGGUAACAAGUCAUAAACUGUCCCUCAAACAAAUUUUUGACUGGCUUCAACAUAAUAAAAAUAAGACAUCACACAAACAAGAUGUUCAAAUCCUGUUUUGUCGAUUAUCAUAUUAUCAUAUUAUAAUAUUAUAA
Molecule: messenger RNA, 2973 nt
Organism: Cephus cinctus (wheat stem sawfly)
Lineage: Eukaryota; Metazoa; Arthropoda; Insecta; Hymenoptera; Cephidae
Exons: 5
Coding region: 2320-2973 (217 amino acids)
Source: RefSeq, a predicted model, not a curated record